Solea solea (common sole) is the source of this 4919-nucleotide messenger RNA. RefSeq names its product RPGR interacting protein 1 (gene rpgrip1). Bases 171 to 4178 code for a protein of 1335 amino acids. Gene Ontology annotation, cellular component: photoreceptor connecting cilium. Lineage: Eukaryota; Metazoa; Chordata; Actinopteri; Pleuronectiformes; Soleidae. Gene Ontology annotation, biological process: retinal rod cell development; non-motile cilium assembly. The transcript has 31 exons. The record is from RefSeq and is a predicted model, not a curated record.
GGUGGAGACACAUGUACAGAUUACAAUGGAGAUCAGGUUGAAGCAGGAACACUUCACAUCACUUUAGUAGAUGUAAACUACUUUGGAUGGCCAGCAAACAAGGUUUUGUAACUUCACCUGGAUGGAAGAGUGGAGCUUUUUGAUUGGCUGAGUCAGACUGGAGAGGUGUGAUGUCGCCCACAGUUGAUGAUACAGCUGCAGACCUCCCAGUCCGAGAUGUGGGACUAAUGAGAGGGGGGCUCAUGCCAGCUGUCCCAGAUACUCUACGUGAUGGGAAGCCAUCGAAGAAACAUCAUAUAAUAAAGGUGAAAGAUCCUCAGCGCCUGUUUCGUUUUCCCAGAGAGCACCUUGAGGACCUGUGUCUGCGACUGCAGGAGGAGAACAGUGUGCUCAGGCAACAUGCACGUGCACAGGAGCAGAGGCUACGCAGAAUGUCCACCAGACUUAUGCGCCAUCGGCAGGCCCAUUCAGGGUCAGGUGGCGUGAAGGAGAGGGACAUGGAGGACACCGUACAGGAGCUGGAAGCACGCGUAUCUAUGCUGGAGAGCCAGAAGGAGGUGCUACAGAACAAACUUAGCCUGGCCAAGCAGAACAUAAUGGACCUGGGGAGACGUACACCAUACAAGAUCAGCAAAGGUAAAAGUAUGGAAGUGGAGGGCACAGUUAGGAGGGCAGCCCAGACGGCCCCGUCACGCUACGGUCCCAUGCUAGAAGACAACAGGGUAGAGAUGGAGGGAUUUUCCAGCAGGUCCUGUGUGACAGAGCCAGUGAGGGUGACAGAAUUUGAGGUGACUGCCCAGGCCCUCAGAGACACACUGAGAGAGAAAGAGAAGGAGGUGGAGGGAACCAUGAGGGAGAUGAGGAAGCAGCAGUCCGAUAGGCACAGAAUAACUAUCAGCGAGAAUGUGGAUCUGAUUCGUCUACAAAAGGAACUUUCAAACAAGAACACUGCGCUGAGAGUUACACAGAUGAAGUUGGACGACCUGGAAAAAGCAUUUGAGAAUCAGCUUGAAGAGAAUCAGAGGUCACUGAGGGAAAGUCUAGGAGCUCUGCUGGAGAAAGUGGAGGAGCUGACAGAACAGCUGAAGCAGGAGAAACAGAGAGCGCUGGCACUGCAGGAUCAGCUCACCACUGCCUCCAUGUCUAUGAAGAACCUGGACAAGCUACAGGAGAGGAUAUCAGACCUGGAGACCGAGCGGGACAUGAUAAAAGAAAACUAUGACUCUCUACUAGAGAAUACUUUCUCUGCCCAAAUCAGCCAUGAUAACCGUGUGGAAAAACGUAGUGUAGUGGACCAGAAGAGUCAGGAUGGGAGGCUGGAGGAAAUCCUGCAGACAGAGAGGGAGAAGAGAGGCAGACUGGAGCUGGAGAAAGAAAAACUGAGACAAGAGAAGGAGAUGAUAGAAGAGCAAAGAGACCACGAAAGAGAGUUGUCUGAGAUGAUGCGUGUCAAACAAGAGCAACUAGAACGAGAAGUUCUCCAGCACAGAGAGCAAGUCUCUGCUCUGCAGGGCCGACUGGACUCUGUCACUAAGGGGCUUGACAUGAGUGUUGAGGAGCUCAGUGAAACUCUUUUACAGAUCAAGGUGUUUAGGAUGCAGCAGGAGAGCAGUGAGGGUCUACGAUUCCUAUGUUCUCAUGGGAAGGUGGAAGAUUUGCCCCAUGAGCUGGUAAACAUCCAGGCAACACUCGCUGAGACUGUGUUGGAGUUACAGAAAACUAGAAACCUUCUACUGGUAGAGCACCAAAUCUGUAAAGACCUGAAGGAAGAGCUAAACACAGUCAGUCAGAGGAUGGAGAGAGAGAGGGAGCAGAGCAGGAUGAUGAUGGCAGAGAAAGACAAGCUCUUAUCAAAAAGAGUUCUUCAGAUCAACACAUUGCAAGCCCAGUUGAAAGAGUUAGCUUACAGCCCCAGAAACUACAAACGGUCCAUUCCAGUACAGUACACCUGGCCAGCUGGGGAUCAGGAGGUGGUACAGCCCAUUGAAGAUGACAUGUCUUUUUCUCAGCUGAGAGCCGGCGAGUCACUGCUGGAGAUCCACCUUAAGGCUGCCACCUUCACUCCAGCAGGACUUCGGGUCAUGAGCAGAAUUGGUGCAGGAGUGGACACUGCAAGUGAAGACUUUGUGACCUUUUGCACCUAUAGCCUCUUGGACUUUGAGAUGCACUCCACCCCACUUGUGUCGGGCAGUCAGCCCAACUAUGGCUUCACAUCCUGCUAUGCUCUAACAGCCCGCGAUCUGGGUAGACUGGGAGGUCAAGGCUCAAGAGUCAGAGUGGAGCUCCACCAGGCAUUAGGAGGGGUCAACUUUGUGACACAUGGAAGUGGGCAGAUGUCUCUCAUGAGUGCCAUAGAGAGAAGAGGUGAGCGUGUCAAUGGACGUGUCAAAAUCACAGGACCAGAAGCUGAAAGUAUUGGUGUUGUGGAUUUUUGGGUACGUCUCUUCCCUCCUGCUGAGCCCAUGGACACUGCGGUAGAGAAACCAGCUGAAAGGAGAACAGCAGUACAUAGAGGUCCUCCUCAAAUCCCUCACGGCUGGCAAGACACAGGUUUUGAAGAGUUGCUUGACUACGGUGGUGGAAUCCCUAAUGAGUUGGUGGUUAUGUUGGAGCGUUGUGUGGGCCUCAGCACACGCUGGCCAGGUCUUCUUCCUGAUGGCUACCUGACUUACAGGUUCUACGACCUGCCACCUCAUGUCUCUCAAAUAGUCCAGUGCACCUCAGACCCAGUGUUCUAUGAUACCACCAGCUACCCACUGGCAGUAACAGCUGAUGUAUUGCACUACUUAAGGUCUAGUAGUCUGUGGGUGUAUGUGUAUGAUGACAGCGAUGACCAGAUGCAACCAGCUUAUCUGGCCAAGACCCCAAUCCCACUGCGAGCCUUGGCUACAGGCAGGGAGAUCAGAGGUGACUAUGUUCUGAGGGAUCCAGCUGGUGGACCUCGGGGUAUCAUCAGAGUCAUGAUAAAAUGGAAGUACCCUUUCCACCCGCUGGUGGACGACACGCUGGGUAGACAAGGAAGACAGGACAGACCAAUAGAAAAUGCUGACAGGGAGAAGAUGAGGAAACAGGAGGCUGAGGUGUCGCACAGGCCCAUAGCCAAGCCCAGAGUAAAGAUUCAGUCAAGAGAAACCAAAGCAGUGCAAGAACUCCAGCCUCCAUCUGUAAAACAGAAAAGCUCACACAACAAACAAGCAGAGCAAAACAAGUAUGUCAGGUCUACAGACAGGAAGACAUCCACAAAGAGAUCAGCUGACCUAGACCAAGGCAAAUUCCAUGUGACACCUGAGCCACUGACCACACCCUCACAUUCACCUGAUCAGGACACUUCAGAGGGAAUGUCUCCUAGACAAUCACCAGCCAUGUUGUCAAGAGGAAGCUCUGCCAGGACUCAGGAACUACUCUCUGUAGAUCAGGAAUCAGUGGAUGAAGAGGAGGAGGAAGAGAGAAGAACAACUGCAGAAGACACUGAAGCCAAUGAUUCUUCAGAGACAAGUACCUCACAAAGUGACAUCGUCAUCGUUUCACCUAAACAGAAAAUGAGAAAGAGAGACAAGCUGAGAGUCGAGAUUCUGUCCCUGGCGUUUGAACCAUCAUCACAUGUGGCCCUGGACAAAUCGGUGCAGCAAGUGUACGUGGAAUAUCGGCUGCUGGGUGUUGCCAUGGAGACAACAGAAACACCAAUGUCCCUCCGCAAACCCACAAAGGGGGAGGAGAUUUACUACAACUUUACUCGAGUGAUCUAUGUGGAUGGUUCACAGUCAGGUCCACUCAGACAGUAUCUUUACACCAUGCUGGAGGGCAAUGACCCCAACCAGGGCAGGUUAAAGUUCACAGUCGUCAGUGAGCCGAUGGACGAUGAUGAGGAAUGUGUGGACAUCGGACAAGCAUUUCUUGACCUACAAGAACUGCUACUCACAGGAAAUAAUGUUAUUGAACAGCAGAUUGACAUCAUCAGCGUGGAUGAAGACAAGGAGGUGAUAGGAAAUCUGAAAGUUUCUCUUGAAGCAGCAAAAGCUCUGACGAGGAUAUACCAGGAGUUUCAUCCAAAAGAUGAGACUGAGAAAGACGACAACACAGAUGAAGAAGAGGAGGAGGAAGAGGAGGAGAAGCGAGAAGAGACGAAGAAAGAAGAUCCGAUACAAGUAACAGAUUAUGACAUUGACAGUGACUUCUAGUGAAAGUAAAAAGGUUGAGAUCAACAGAUACUGUAAGUUGUGUUCAGUAUUAAACAGUGUGAACGAGUAGUGAGUUUCUUCCACAGUCCCAAAACAAUAUGUACAUGUAAGAAAUAAAGAUAGAAGUUGUCAUUUUUUAGGGCAUUUGAAGUUAUUCUUUUAAGGUUAUUCAUUCAUUUUUUACAGUUAAUAUCCAUUUCUUCCUGUCUCAUAGUGAGUUCUAUACAUCGUCAUAAAGCUUGCUGUGUAUGUUUAGGGAGCAUUAUUCCUGCAUACGUAAAAUGACUGUAUAUUGAUCUACACAUUUAAAAGUCUUGUAAACACAUUUUGCAAUUAUAGUUCAAAAUUGAAUCAUCAAUUCAUAAUUUAAAGAAAGACAUUUGACGGUAUGUAUCACUGGUUUUUCAAUGUUCAUGGUAAAUAAGUAAAAAAUUAAGUUAGUAUAUCAAUAUUUAUCUUUAUUUACCUCCUGCCUGUGGAUAUCGUGUCAGAUCCCUGCACCUCUGAAGUUGACAGGUAUCAUGUGACCUGAGGCAUUGCGCUUACCAAUGUUUAAACAAUAAAAUAAAAAUAGAAAUAUAUUUAAUUUCUUAAAUUGUUUCUUAAAAUUGAUUCAAGUUGCGUUAGACUUCAUUUUUUUAAUCGAUAGGCUUUUUAGUGAUUGUGUUUAGUGUUUAAAUAAAAUGAAUGUAUCUAACAAGUGACUCUAUUUACAUUUAAUAAAACAAUGUGACUACAUAA